Messenger RNA from Microtus ochrogaster (prairie vole), 3571 nucleotides. It is a transcript of the gene Osbpl7, whose product is annotated as oxysterol binding protein like 7. Gene Ontology annotation, molecular function: cholesterol binding. The transcript is spliced from 22 exons. Gene Ontology annotation, cellular component: nuclear membrane; cytosol; plasma membrane. The record is from RefSeq and is a predicted model, not a curated record. Lineage: Eukaryota; Metazoa; Chordata; Mammalia; Rodentia; Cricetidae. The coding region runs from base 237 to 2693 and encodes 818 amino acids.
UGGAGGGGAGGCUCCGACGUCUCCUUCCUUCCUGGUUCCUGCAGCAGCUGCUGCCACUGCUCAGCUCUGUGAAGAGGUAGCUGGCGACUCGGGGACAGUGACUCAGAGGCGGAUCAGUGUACGGACCAAGAAGCAAGGGCGUCCAUGGACUCUGGGGGAUUUCCCAGGACAAGGUGACACCCUUCCCUUGCCCCCCUGCUCUGCCCUCCUCACCAGGGAGUACCCUCUCCUUCCUCAUGGACUUCCAGGAAAGAGACACUCCCUCCCUGACUGAGAGCACCCAAUCGUCAAAGCCCAGCAGCACCCAGCAGGCCUCCGAGCUGUGGGAGGUGGUAGAGGAUCCUCGGGGCAGACCAGGAGCAGAGGACAUCAUGCCUGAGAGACAGGAAGGACACCUGCUGAAGAAGAGGAAGUGGCCUCUUAAGGGCUGGCACAAGAGGUACUUUGUGCUUGAGGAUGGGAUCCUCCACUAUGCCACAACGCGACAAGACAUCGCCAAGGGGAAGCUCCAUGGCUCCAUUGAUGUCCGGCUGUCUGUCAUGUCCAUCAACAAAAAGGCCCAGCGCAUUGACCUUGACACAGAAGACAACAUCUACCACCUAAAGAUCAAAUCCCAGGACCUGUUCCAAAGCUGGGUGGCCCAGCUCCGAGCCCAUCGCUUGGCCCAGCGCCUGGACAUGGCCGGUGCCACUCAUCGGAAGGUUCCUGGUACCCAGAUGCUAACAGCAGGUAGUGCCUCCGCCUUACCUGGGGUUGGCCCUCGAGAGAAAGUAUCGUCCUGGCUGAGGGACAGUGAUGGGCUAGACCGCUGUUCUCAUGCGCUCUCAGAAUGCCAGGGUAAGCUCCAGGAAUUACACAGACUCCUUCAGAGCCUGGAGUCCCUACACCGAAUCCCCUCCGCCCCUGUGAUCCCCACACACCAGGCCUCGGUGACAACCGAGAGACCCAAGAAGGGAAAACGGACCAGUCGCAUGUGGUGCACACAGGGCUUUGCCAAAGAUGACACCAUUGGACGGGUUGGUCGUCUCCAUGGCUCUGUUCCCAACCUGUCUCGGUACCUGGAGUCUCGGGACUCUUCCAGCCACCGUGGGCUGCCACCUCCAGACUAUGCCCACCUGCAGCGCAGUUUCUGGGCCCUGGCCCAAAAGGUGCACAACUCCCUUAGCAGCGUCCUGGUUGCCCUCACCACAGAACGGGAUCGACUGAGAGACCUGCAUCAGGGCUCAGAGCUGUCACAGAUGGCGGUCUCUGAGGCCCCAGAUGGUCAGAGACGCCUCCACUCACUCUCCAUCUCCUCAGACACCACGGCAGACUCCUUCAGUUCCCUCAACCCGGAGGAGGUGAGGAUCGAGGAUGGACAGUGGGUGCUGGCUCUCUCCCAGGGGUCCUGGGCAUUGCCAUUUAGUCUACCCUACCUAUCCACUCUCCCUGUUCAGGGUUCUGAGGAGGAGGAGUCGUGCGCUAGUGAGAUCACCACCAGCCUGUCUGAGGAGGUGCUGGACCUCAGGGGAGCCGACCACUGUCAGAAAGGGCCUGCUGUAGGGCCCCCUCGCCGCCGCUGCCUGCCAGCUGCCAGUGGGCCUGGAACAGAUGUGAGCCUGUGGAACAUCCUCCGCAACAACAUCGGCAAAGACCUGUCCAAGGUGUCGAUGCCUGUGCAGCUCAACGAGCCGCUCAACACGCUGCAGAGACUCUGUGAGGAGCUGGAGUAUAGCAACCUCCUGGACCAAGCCAGCCGCAUGACCGACCCCUGCGAGCGCAUGGUAUACAUUGCCGCCUUUGCUGUCUCUGCCUACUCCUCCACGUACCACCGGGCAGGAUGCAAGCCCUUUAACCCCGUCCUGGGAGAGACCUACGAGUGUGAGCGGCCUGACCGUGGUUUCCGUUUUAUCAGUGAGCAGGUUUCCCAUCAUCCCCCGAUCUCCGCGUGUCACGCAGAAUCAGAGAACUUCAUCUUUUGGCAAGACAUGAAGUGGAAGAACAAGUUCUGGGGCAAAUCCCUGGAGAUUGUGCCUGUGGGGACCGUCAAUGUCAGCCUGCCCAGGUUUGGGGACCACUUUGAGUGGAACAAGGUGACGUCCUGUAUCCACAACAUCCUCAGUGGCCAGCGCUGGAUCGAGCACUAUGGAGAGGUGCUUAUCCGAAACACACAGGAUAGCUCCUGCCAUUGUAAGAUCACCUUCUGCAAGGCCAAGUACUGGAGCUCCAACAUCCACGAGGUGCAAGGCGCCGUACUUAGCCGCAGUGGGCGCGUCCUCCACCGCCUCUUCGGGAAAUGGCAUGAGGGGCUGUACCGCGGCCUCCCACCGGGUGGGCAGUGCCUUUGGAAACCCAAUUCAAUGCCCCCAGACCAUGAGCGAAACUUCGGCUUCACUCAGUUUGCCUUGGAGCUGAAUGAGCUGACCGCAGAGCUGAAACGGACCCUGCCUUCCACUGACACACGGCUCCGGCCUGACCAGAGGUACCUGGAGGAGGGGAACAUACAGGCAGCGGAGGCCCAGAAGAGGAGGAUAGAGCAGCUCCAGCGAGACCGGAGGAGAGUGAUGGAGGAGAACAACAUAGUGCACCAGGCACGCUUCUUCAGGCGACAGACAGACAGCAGCGGCAAGGAGUGGUGGGUGACCAACCAUACAUACUGGAGGCUGCGUGCUGAGCCAGGCUAUGGGAACCUGGAUGGGGCCGUGCUCUGGUAGCCCUGGCCUCGGGGCAGGAGACUCUGGGCCCUCGCUCCUGCCCCUCUUCCUACCAUGGACAUAUGGGUGAGGUCAGGUUCACUCUCACUGCCCUUGAGGGCAGAGGGGCAGCCAAGCCUCCAGCCCUUUCCCCCUCUGCUGGCCAGAGGGGCUGUAUCUCAGCGCUCUCCCACUCCACCAUCGGGGUGGAAGUGGAAUCUGGGCUUCCCAGUCUUGUUACCGCAGCAUCUGGCAUGUCAAACCCUUCUCGCUCAGCCAUCCUCCUCUUCUGGGCGUGUUUUGGGGAGAUGCCGGGUUCCCAGAUUUGCUCCCCAUUUCAGUGCCUUCCUAGGACACAGGGGGCCCCCUUGAUGCUACCCAGACUUUUCUGUGCCCAGGGCGCUGGCCGUGCUGCGAGGUUGGAAUGGGUGGAGGAGAGGAGAUGCCCUUGUCCCAUCUGUGUCUUUGCAGCCUCUUCGCUCUGCCCCCACCCAUCCCUUGUCCUGCAUCCCCUUCUCCCAAACUGCAAGGCACCUGCCACUUCCAGCUCCUCCACCCCAGGGGCCACCCGUGGUCCCUUCAGGCUUGGCUUAGCAGAUGCCCCAAGAGGUGGAUGAGCCUUCUCCAAGAGGUGUGGAGCAGGCUGAGUUGCCUGGCCUCAGACUCACCCAAGAGGGAGUGAGCCAGUGUGAGUGUAAGUUUGUGUAGGAGUGUGUGUGUGUGUGUGUGUGUGUGUGUGUGUGUGUGUGUAUGCGUAUGCGCCGUGUCCUGCUUGCUGGCGAGCAGGAUUCCUAAUGUAGCCAGGACACCCCCGCUGCUGGUGUCUGUCACCGCUGCUGCUCAUUCUCAGUUUGCCUGAGUCAGGUGAAUUGCUAUAACAUUCCAAGCUCCAAUAAAGA